CACACACACACACACACACACACACACACACACACACACACACACACACACACACACACACACACUUCAAUGCGUUCAUCUAUUACGCAGGACCUGUUCUGCUCCGGAGCGCACGAGCGCGACUGGUAUUUCUCUGAUCCGUGUGCAUAUUUGGACUGACCUUGUGUGUGUGUGUGUGUGUGUGUGUGUGUGUGUGUGUGUGUGUGUGUGUGUGUGUGUGUGCAGUGAGAGAGAGAGAGAGAGAGAGAGAGAGAGAGAGAGAGAGAGAGAGAGAGAGAGAGAGAUGCGUUGUGUGAGCUGAUCAGCUCGGCUGCACCACUGUAACCGUAUUGGAGACGGAUCCGCGCACCACGAUGAGCACCGCGUUUCAGCAGCAGGCCGUAUCCGGUGUCCUGGAGCGGCAGCAGUCCAGGCCUCAGACCCAGAGCAGCUCGAUCCUGUGCCAGAACUGUGGCCAGGCCUGUAAGGGGGAAGUGCUGCGGGUUCAGAACAUACACUUUCACAUCAAGUGCUUCGUCUGCAAAGUAUGUGGCUGUGAUCUGGCUCAGGGAGGCUUCUUUGUGCGGCAGGGUGACUACAUCUGCACUCAGGACUACCAGCGACUCUAUGGCACACGCUGCUUCAGCUGUGAGCAGUUCAUCGAGGGAGAGGUGGUGUCUGCUCUUGGAAAGACCUAUCACCCACGAUGCUUUGUGUGUGCUGUUUGCAAACAGCCAUUUCCAGCAGGCGACCGUGUGACGUUUAACGGGAAAGAGUGCAUCUGUCAGAAAUGCACUCAGCCUUUGUCUGCCAACAGCUCCGCACCCGCACAGGCUGUCCACAAUUGCUGUGGCUGUGGAAAGGAGUUUAAAAACGAACAGUCUCUGGUGGCACUGGAGAAACACUGGCAUUUGGGCUGCUUCAAGUGCAAAGUGUGCAACAAAGUGCUCAAUGCCGAAUACAUUAGCAAGGAUGGAAUUCCAUACUGCGAGAUGGACUAUCACGCCAUGUUCGGGAUCCAGUGUGAGAACUGCAAGGAGUAUAUCACAGGGAAAGUUCUGGAGGCUGGAGAUAAACAGUACCAUCCCACAUGUGCCAGAUGUGUGCGCUGUGAGCAGAUGUUUGGAGAAGGGGAGGAGAUGUACCUGCAAGGUUCUUCCAUCUGGCACCCUACAUGCAGACAGGCAGCUCGAAUGGAGGAGAAAAGUAAGAAACAGGUGCGGAUUCAGCUCAAUGACAGGAUUCUGAAUGUCCCCGAGCAGGUGACCAGGACUUCCUCUGAGAGCAUCACAUCAGUUCCUGCCUCCAGUGCGUCUGGAUCUCCAAGCAGAGUUAUCUAUGCAAAGCUGGGAGACGAGUUCCUGGAUUAUAAAGAUCUCGCAGCUCUACCGAAGAUAAAGGCCAUCUAUAACAUCGACAGACCUGACAUGCUGUCGUACUCACCUUAUGUCAGCUACCCGACAGAGGACAGGACCUAUGUAGAGUCCCCGCAGUUCCUCACUCCAACUCCGACUGAGGGUGAUGGGGAUAAAUCACCGCGUCAGCGACGGCCCUCCAGCCCCAGCUCGAACAGUUCUCUGGGUGGUUACGGUCGCUACACGCCGUCCCGCUCGCCUCAAACCUACAGCAGACAAGAACGAUAUGAGACCCCUAGGUUCACUCCCCAACCUGGGAACUCCAGGGUUGGUCGAUAUUCCGGCCAGGGUAUUCCCAGAGACUCCUCCUCUCUGCCCUUGUACUGCAGUAGUGGAGGUAGAAAUACCCCACAGACUCCUUUCCUGAACCCCACCACCCUGGCCAUGCUCCAACAACACAACUAUAUCCCAUACUUCAGAGGUAGCGAAAGUGGUCGUAGUACCCCGAGCCUCUCCACCUACUCCGACGGCAAAUCUCCGUCCUCCUCCUACGUGGCUGCACCUAAGCAUUUCCACAUCCCAGAUAAUAAAGCCAAAGAUAAUAUCUAUAGAAAACCCCCUAUCUACAAACAGCAUGCAUCCAGAACUUCCUGGCAAGACGGAGAUGAUGUGGACAGGAAGACCAGGAUGAGUUGGACGCUUCUAAAGAGUGAGAGUGAUGGACAGUCCCCGGACAUGGACCCCAGGACGUCCACACACAGCCUGCCCACAGACAUGUCUCAGCCCAAUUUCCCCUACAACAAGUCUGCUUCACUCCCAGGCUACGGACAUAAUGGCAUCUACAAGGCAGCCGAUCUCGGAGAGGAUGAACACGACUCCACCUGGGGUGCGAUGAGAGAGUACAAGGUGUAUCCGUACGACAUGCUGGCGGUGACACACAGAGUCAGAGUGAAGCUGCCACGUGAUAUAGACCGCACCAGGCUGGAGAGACACCUGUCUCCAGAAGAGUUCUUCCAGGUGUUCGGGAUGACCAUCGCGCAGUUCGACCGCUUGGCUCUGUGGAAGAAAAACGAUCUGAAGAAAAAAGCUUGCUUGUUCUAACCACCACCACCACGUCCUCCAACACCAUCGACUCCACCACGAUGACUCCGCCCCUGAGCGAACCGAGAAAGAAGAUAGACGGGGAGUUUCUCUUCGAUCCGUCUACGUAUAUAUGCAGAGAUGAGAGAGAGUGAAAUAUAUAAAUCUAUAAUAUAAAAUAUAUCUACGUUCAUCUCCAUGUACGCGCUUCCAUUCCACUGCGCCACGUUCGAUGGAGGAGUGUGUUCUAUACGCCGUCACGUCGCGGCCUCAGUGUUAGCCAUGCUCGCUUCUUUCUGUGCGAAUGCCAUGUUAUAUCUGUUGUGAUGGAGAAAGAUCAUGAUCCCUGAUCUCUCGCACAGUUCAGAUAACCGCAAUAAGGGUCUAUACACUGUGUGUGUGUGUGUGUGUCUGUAGGUGUGUGUGGUUGCUAUAGAAAUCGCUUCAUGCCCGUUUUAUCCAGUCCUCAUCGUACAUUUUUUCUCUUCAUUUUCCUGCCACAAUCGUUACAGAAUUAUCUAACGGGAAUAAUUUCAGACGAUCGACUGAUGAAAUCCGCCGUAUUUCCAGAUAAACUUAAGAAAGAAGCCUUGCCUCUUAUUCAUUUCCCUUCUUUUUUUUAACUGAACUUCAGUAAAUGCUGAUUAACACACGCAGUCAUACGAGUUUUAAUAUAUUUUCCCAGUUUGUCUUGUAAUUCUAGCUUAAGUCUAUUUAUCGGACGUUAGUUAAAGGUGCGGUCUCCGUCGUUUGAGAAACGCUUCAGAAAACUGAAUCGGGCCGCCAAACAAAACAAAAACAAAACAAACGUGUAGCCAAUGAGCAGAAAGGGGCGUGUCUUGUCGAUAUGUGGCGGAGAGAGCGUUCAGAGAGAAUCAAUCAAUACACUUACUUGUGUUACUGCAAGUCUUUGUGCCUGAAACACGCGCACAAGCUCGAAGUCUUCUUUUUUCUAUGUUAUCGGCAGCGACGGUACACUAACAUUAGCUCUGCCUCGGGUUCUAGGUGUCGACCGUCUCUUUCCGCGUGAAACAGAGUUAAACCUUCCAUGGUAAAACACACAGUACUACUGUUACAAAAAUAUACCCUAGGUCAGCUGCCCCAACAGGUUCCGCCAUAAUACUUGCCUAGGUUAUACUUGGGUUAUACUUGUCUGGUGUAUGUGUGUGGGCGGAGCUAUCAAAACAGAGGUGGGACCCAUUUAGGUUAGGGGCGUGUUUGUUUUGGUGAUUUUAAAUGUCAACAUUGGCUUUCAAACAACGGAGACCCCACCUUUAACAUCCAGUUAGUUAAACUUGAAUACAGUUCUCUAGAAUUAGAAAGAAAGGAUUAAAGGUGAACUGAAGAAUGUCUCUCUGAAUUGGUUUUUAGUUUGUUUUGAGGAAAAAAAAAAUUCUGAUCCGGAUCUUAGGAUCCUCACCUUCCUUCUCCUGGAUCCUCAGUAAAAUCUCACACAAAUUAUUUCCUUUUAUUUGAGUUGUAGUGAGAAAUGAUUAAAUAAGUGGCGUCACUUUUAUUAAAGUGUCAACUGGGAUAAAAAACAACAAAACUUUGGACAUGUAGCAUAAACUCAGAAGCCGCCAAUUCCUGUUGCCUUCGACUCGACGAUCCUGACUCGCCGUCUAUUUUCUGACCUCCGACCUGUAAAAGCCAAAGGAAACGCCGUUUAUCUGCUCAUCCACUCGCGGUCGUCUUCUCGACGGCGAUCAAAGCUGCACUCGAAGUCUAACCUUUAAAUCAAUCGACAUACUCGCGUGUUAGUUAGCUGGCUAGCUUGUUAGCUAACAGAAAUAAAAAGAAAUCUGACUUCAUAACAUCCUGUAAAUGACCACUGACAAGGAGAAUCGAAUGCCUCGUCUCAGCACAGAUGUCCGUUUUAUUAUUAGCCACAAAACCUACAAAACUCCAUAAAAGCUCCCAGAGAGCUGAAAAUGGCGGCUACGUGAUGACGGACAUGAUGAAAAUGCUGCGUGCGUUAAAUCUUAAAAAAAACACUGGUUUGUUUUUCCGUGAAGGAGGAAUAAAGAAAGGCACAAAGGACACCAGAAAAUUAAUUAAUAAAUACACUGGUUUUACUGACGGUUUAAUGGUGGUGACUAUAUGUGACUCCUCCUCCACCUCUCUGACUCCUUUUCCUUCAUGUCUGUGACUCCUCCUUCUUCACGUCUCUGACUCCUCCUUCUUCACCUCUGUGACUCCUCCUUCACCUCUCUGACUCCUCCUUCUUCACCUCUGUGACUCCUCCUUCACCCAUGGGACUCCUCCUUCACCUCUCUGUCUCCUUCUCCUUCACCUCUCUGACUCCUCCUUCUUCACCUCGGUGACUCCUCCUCCUUCACCUAUGGGACUCCUCCUUCACCUCUCUGUCUCCUUCUCCUUCACCUCUCUGACUCCUCCUUCUUCACCUCGGUGACUCCUCCUCCUUCACCUAUGGGACUCCUCCUUCACCUCUCUGUCUCCUUCUCCUUCACCUCUCUGACUCCUCCUCCUUCACCUCUCUGACUCCUCCUCCUUUACCUCUGGGACUCCUCCUUCAUCUCUGUGACUCCUCCUCCUUCACCAAUGUGACUCCUCCUUCACCUCUCUGACUCCUCCUCUUCAUGUUCUGGGACUCCUCCUCUUCCUGUUCUGUGACUCCUCCUCUUCCCCGUGAUACCUCCUCUUUUACAUCUGGGACUCCUCCUUCUUUACCUCUUGGACUCCUCCUCCUUCACCUCUGGGACUCCUCCUCUUUUACGUCUGGGACUCCUCCUCCUUUACCUCUUAGACUCCUCCUCCUUUACCUCUGGGACUCCUCCUCCUUCACCUCUGGGACUCCUCCUCCUUCACCUCUGGGACUCCUCCUCCCGUUAGAUAUUCAUCACACUAACUGACGUGUAUUAGCUGCUUACAAGCAUAAGUUCAGUGACUCAGACAUCAUCUAACAAUGCACUUUCUUUCUUUUGCUCUUUCUUUCUUUCCUCCACCCCAUCCUCCCUCUCUUCUGUCCCUCUUUCUGUCUUUCUUUCCUUCCUCCCUACCAUGUUUCUUUCCUUCCUUUCUUCCUUCCUGUUCCAGUAGCUUCACUGCGAGAUUGUGAUGUACGAGAUUGUGAGUUAGACGGACGCAUCAAUAAGCUAAACACUGCAGCUUUUCUUUUCUUUCUUUGCAUUAUGUCAGAUCGGAUUUAUUCUCUAACGUUCGCUUCACACGUGAGGAAUGUUUUUUACUCUCUUAUUGCUGCAAAACUCCUUGAACUUCAUCAUGGGAGAAAGAGACACGCCAUGUUUACCUUCCACUGUAGCUUUACAACAUUUUUAUAUAAAUAAAUUAAUUAAUAGAUAAGUCUAUAAACCAAUAAGCAUUUGAGACGCGGUUCAUGAUUCGUCCUCUGUUUCCGAUUCAAUCUGUGUAUGUGCAAUAUGAAAAUAUCUAACUUAGAGCAUGAGAUGCUGAUGAAUUGACAUGAAAUUAUAACAAGUUCAGACUGUGUUGUUCUCACGCAUCCUUUCGUACCUGGGUGGUUAAUUUCGCUUUAAAUUCAUUUACGAAUCUGGUUUACGACAAAGCCUUAAGCGGGUGUGAAACGAGGGACUGUUUAAUACGAUCUCUAAUAAUCUUUCCAAAAAUGCAUGAGCGUUUAUGUCAAAAUAAAUGGCAAACUGUAGCUUGCAUUCUAUCAAAUGCCUUUGUGGUUAAGUUUAAAUCCUGUAAAGACGGAUCGUCUUUUAAAGGUGCGGUUUGUCGUGUUGUAAGAAAUGUGUCUGGACCUGUAAUCAUCAUAUUUCUUUAGAGCUAACGUUAGCAAAAAAUAACAUUUGCAAUAGUAUCUUUUAAAAACGAUCUCGGCUUUCGAGGCUUUUUUCAAGACUAGUGUUUCUUUUCUUCUGACCCUGAAAUUAGCUGGUUGAAUUAGAUGUACUUCUCAGCCACGCCCCUUUUUGCCCUUAAAAGGCAGUUUGCGAGGGGCAUUUUAAUUUAACAUUUUUAAUUAACAUAGCUGGCCAAGUGUUUUAAAAAUAGAUAAUAAUGAUUACUUAUUAUUAUUAUUAUUAUUAUUAUUAUUAUUAUUAUUAUUAUUAUUAUUAUUAUUUUGCUCUUUUAACUUUUUUCGUCCCUGAAAUAAGACCCGAACCAGUACUUUGUGCCUCUUUUUUCAUAAAAGGCAGUUCACCACUCAAGCAGCAGAGGGCUCUGAAUAUUACAGACUGCUCCUUUAAAUCGUUCAAUAUCCUCAUCUAGACUUUUUAAUAUAUUUUACUGCAAAGCAAUAGAAUAAGUCAUGUCAUGUUUGUGUAACGUUGUGAGUGAAUACACAAUACUUUUUGGCAAAAAAUAUGUUUUUGAGUGACAUCGAUUUUUGAUUUAAUUUUUAUUUUAAUAAUAUCUAUCCUCCUCAUCUGUCAUGUCAUGGCCAAAUGUUUUCUCUAACAGGGUAGGGCGUAUAUAUUUUUGUCAUUUUUGUGAAUACAUUUGUGCAGGAAAGGUUCCAUGAUGGACCGUUCUGUGUUGGGUUGCAUGGAAAGUUUGCUUUAUUUGAACAUCUGUUGGAGUUUUGUGUGUGUGUGUGUGUGUGUGUGUGUGUGUGUGUGUGUGUGUGUGUGUGUGUGUGUGUGUGUUUGCGCAAGUCACAUCAGGCCAGAUUAGUCAAAUACAGAUGUUCAGUCUGCUUCUCUGUCUCUUUACUCUUGAUAAAACAGAGAAAAGGUGAAAAUCAGGACCCAGAAGUUUUUAUGAUAAUCUGUUUUAUUUGGACUGUGUGAAUGUAAAAUUUUGGCUCAGAGCCCUACAAAUAAACAGUGUCACUGAAAGCAGAGGAGCCACAUUACUGAUUAUGAUUCAUAUUUUUUGUGCUGAUUGAAAUUAUCCAGAUUUUUUCUUUUUCUUUUUUUCCCCCUUCCUUUUUGUUUUUUUCUGGUUUAUAAACAUGUCUUUGUGUUGGUUUACACAAUGAAUGUAACAUGAAAGCUCCAGACACUGAGAUGCCAAUCAGACAAUUCGGAAUUGUGUGUGUGUGUGUGUGUGUGUGUGUGUGUGUGUGUGUGUGUGUGUGUGUGUGUGUGUGUGUGUGUGUGUUGUGUUUGUUUGUUUGAUGAACUAACAAUUGCAUAACCACAGAUACGUCGUUAGGCCAAUGCUGUGAUUUUGAUGUGGUUGUUGCUGUGCAGCAGGUUGAGAAAUAUUAAGGUUUAAUACAAUAUUGUUACAGGAACCUUUAUAUUGUUCUUUUUCUUUUCAUUUGCUUUGCUGGACUGAAUUAAAAUAAACUAAUGUUCAUCUUUCAAUAAAUGUGUUAUACAGCUGGA
Messenger RNA from Tachysurus fulvidraco (yellow catfish), 7699 nucleotides. RefSeq names its product actin binding LIM protein family, member 2 (gene ablim2). The transcript is spliced from 23 exons. Gene Ontology annotation, molecular function: actin filament binding. Lineage: Eukaryota; Metazoa; Chordata; Actinopteri; Siluriformes; Bagridae. Gene Ontology annotation, cellular component: actin cytoskeleton. The record is from RefSeq and is a predicted model, not a curated record. Bases 354 to 2435 code for a protein of 693 amino acids. Gene Ontology annotation, biological process: cytoskeleton organization; lamellipodium assembly.